Messenger RNA from Nannochloropsis gaditana CCMP526, 316 nucleotides. RefSeq names its product hydrolase-like protein. The record is from RefSeq and is a predicted model, not a curated record. The annotation marks the transcript as partial. The transcript has a single exon.
CGGUUGUACCCUUGCCGGACCUUGUGCAUGUCGCAACUCCCUUGUUUAUCGGGCAAACGGGGAACGAUUUGAUUUUACGGAGCAGAGGGGAAGGCGAGACGCCGUUGUUGCUGGAGAUGGCCCAGAGCACGAAGUUCCUUGAGCCCUUGGCUGCCUUUCGACAUCGAUGCGCCUACGGCAACGUGAAAGAAGACCUGCUGGUGCCGAUAGGGACGGCCUUGUUCCACCCCGGGCCGGAGAGCAUGGAGGGCACUGGACACAUCCUCAAGGAGACGGUGGUCCUCCCGGACGGGGCGAGAGAAGACGUCCGAAUGGA